Messenger RNA from Clupea harengus (Atlantic herring), 3178 nucleotides. It is a transcript of the gene c15h3orf52, whose product is annotated as TPA-induced transmembrane protein. NCBI's taxonomy places the organism in Eukaryota, Metazoa, Chordata, Actinopteri, Clupeiformes, Clupeidae. The transcript has 6 exons. Bases 1 to 642 code for a protein of 213 amino acids. The record is from RefSeq and is a predicted model, not a curated record.
AUGAACGACUCUAUGGAAUUACAACCCUUUGAGAAUAACAACAGUUCUGACAAGACACAGACUAAGAGUUUUGCGGAACGAGUGAGGCGGGGGCUGGAACGAGUGAGGCGGGGACUGGAGACUCCAGUGGUGGGCAAGCUCAAACUGUGGCUGGUUCUCCUCAUACUCUUGUUUGCCAUCAUCUUUGUGAUAGUCAUCUCCAUCACUCUCAGCAUAGUGCUUUAUCAGGAUCCAGACGAUAAGUAUGAUGUCCGCUCUUUUGUGGUGCCGCGUGUCUUCAGUGGAAGUGUGAGGGUGGCCAACCAGAACUUCUCCAAGAACACCACUGCCCUGCAUGGCCUCGCCACACAGCUGGGAGUCAAGCUGACUACACUUUAUGGCUCUUCCCAUGCCCUUGCCCGAUACUUCAAGUAUGCCAGGAUCAAAACAUUAAGUAAAGGCAGCGUGAUCAUUGAGUUCUGCCUGGAGUUCCGCAUGCCUCUAGACUCCGACCAGCUGGUGCGCUACACCCUGAGCCGGGAGAUGGUCUCUGCCGUACUGCGCCAGCACCUCUACGACCAGGCCGGCAGCGGCGGGAAUCCCCUCUACAUACCCCCCACCAAUGCCAGUAUGCAGGUUGGUGGGCCCAGUUGUAGCAGCUGAUGUAACUGAGGAGAGCCUAAGGGCCUCCAUCUUUGAUUGUAGGAGCCCUUCCUCACGCUGUCAUCGGUGGCACAGAGAGUGUGCAGGAAAGAGACAGACUACGUCUGUGUGUGAGAUCCAUCACACACUGAUUAUAACCACUGUCACUAUUUGGAUUAUGUCUGUGGCCUGUAUGGAAACACAAGAGGAUCUGAAAGCACCAAUGCACAAAGCAAACAUAUCCACUCCAGAGUACUCCCAAGUUUACUCUCCAUCUGAGACUUCUCUCUCUCUUUUUCUCUCCCUCUCUCUCUCUCUCUUUUUUUUCUUUCUCUCUCUUUCUCUCUCUCUCUCCCUCUCUCUCUCUCUCUUUUUUUUCUUUCUCUCUCUCUCUCUCUCUCUCUCUCUCUUUCUUUCUCUCUCUCUCUCUCUCUCUCUCUCUCUCUGCUUCUCUAUUUUCCCCAGGCUAUCAGCUCCCUCCAGGCCAUUGUGGAAAUACACUGAUAACAUUUUGUCAGCAUGGUCGCUGGAUGUAUAUUUGAUAAGCUGAAUUUUUCUUGAGUGAAUUGCUAAGCUCGGGCUGAGUGGGAUUCAGCACACUGGAGUUAGAUAUCCAUGCAACCAUGGAAACACAGUUGGAAAGGGAAAUGCAGACACACAGGGCAGCUAUGUCAAUACGAUACACCCUGAGAUCAACAAGGGUGUGGACAUAGUCACCUCCAGAAGGGGGGUUUGUGCUGCAAAGCUGAAUUUGGGUGGGAUAUUAAAUUUGAUUAUUUUAUUGUUUUCCGUAUUUGAUUAUAUAGUCAUGUAUUUUGCAUUGUACUUUUGUUUCUUUUUUUCAUGAUUUUCUCCAGCCAAGUAUUGUAAUAUUAAAAGUGUCCACUAGGUGGUAAAAGGGUUCCACCAGAGCCAGAGAGUGGCAAUAUUGCCCUCCCUGGGGAAGCUGCAGAUUGUCUUCAAUUUUGUUUGGUAAUCUGUCUGAAUGUGUGUAAUCUUGAUGUUUAAAAUGUGUUUUAAAUGAUACAGAAUAUUAACUGCUAUUUACCUUUUGGUCUUAAAAAUGAAAAUCUACAGAAGAAAUACUGGAAUUGAAAUAUUGACACAAUAUAAUUUGCUGCAUCAUCUUACUUUAAGGCAGCAUUUGUCCAAUUCUGAAAUGACAUCUCAGCAGAUAUAUGGUUGAAAGUCCUCUGAGAACUUUUGCACAAAUAAUUGUGUAAACAGACCAGACAUGUUGAAGCCUGAAUGAACCGUAAAGUUCAAGGUCAGUCUGGUUUCUGUUGUGAGGAGUUGUUAUCAUGCUGAAAAGUAAGACGCAGUGAGAGAGGCAUUAAGUCAAAAUCAACCUCCAGUCCAAAACACCUAUUACAAAAUAUUCAUAGUUCUACCACUGAGUGGACCAGUUUUUCUCAUGGCAUUCUCUUUUUGGACAUAAACACUUUACAUGUAUGCCUGAAUCCAAACCAAUCUACGAUUUUUUUUCUCCUGCUCUCUCUGACCUGACGUAACUGUAUCAUUCCAUGGAACAACAUGAAAGCAUUUAUGAACUAAUGUUGAGUUUAAGUAUUUAGCAGAGACGCACAUUCUACAUCAUUGUUGUGUUGUGCCAGCCUUGAUCAUUCACUGGGUGUACAAUGGCGUUCAGUGUUACAGCAUAUUGUUGCCAGCACCUCUUCUACCCUACUUCUAAAUAGAAAAAUAUAUCAAUGAUUACUCCAAGUUACGUUCCUUCUUGGAAUUCAGUUAUUGUUUUCCUGGCCCCUAACUUUCACAGUAAACAGUCUUUCCACCCCCCCACCCCAGCAGUGCCUUUUUAUCAUGCUGUGAUAAACACUGCUGUCUCUGACCCGUAUUGGUGACAUACAUAUGCAGGCUCUCAUGCCCUGUUUCUUCUUCGUUUAUUAUUACUACUUGAUGGCACUGCUUCCGUGCAAGUUCCCCGGAGUGCCAAGGCUGAUUACCAGCCAGUCUAUUGACUCUGAUUGCCUUCUGUAAGCCUCUAGUUUGUUCUGCCCCUAUAAUCUGGUCGAUGCCACUCCUUCUGCAGGGUUGGCAGGGCUCACCCUGCCUGCUUUACGCUCAGGUGCUAUUCACUGGAAGGUUCGCUGCCAUCCAAUGCAUGAGCUUAAGCCUGCUUGGCCCAUGCCAUGUAAACAUGUGCCCACAUGGAUGGACUAAUGAGAUUCCUGUCAAGCCUAGACUGGAGUAAACAUCUUUGUCUGGUUGGCAGCAUAGUCACUAAGACAUAUAUCACAAUUAGACUACAACUGGUCCUCAAUUGGCUGUUGAGAAAGGGCUGGCCAGUUGAGUGUGUUUUGUCUGAAAGAGGAAUGCUCUGGAAAGUGUUUGUUAUGACAUCCUGACAUGUGUGGUUGUACGGCUGCAUUGUAAUAAUUCUGUCUUUUGUAAUGAUCAAAAUGUUUUUUACUUUUGUACUUUUGAUUUUAUUUUGUAUUGUGAAUGUAUGUAGAAGACCAUAAUUCAGUAAAGCUAUUUUUAUUGAUUUUAUACAAAUGACACAUUUAUUGAACAGUAAAUUGAGGAUAUAAGCAAA